Messenger RNA from Staurois parvus, 542 nucleotides. The record is from the annotation of a GenBank genome assembly. NCBI's taxonomy places the organism in Eukaryota, Metazoa, Chordata, Amphibia, Anura, Ranidae.
AACAGAUCCUGGCAUAUGGUGACAUGAAUCAUGAAUGGGUGGGUAAUGACUGGCUACCUAGUCUGGGAUUACCCCAGUAUCGCAGCUACUUUAUGGAGUCCUUAGUGGAUGCCAGAAUGUUAGACCACUUGAACAAAAAAGAGCUUCGAGGACAACUCAAAAUGGUAGAUAGUUUUCACAGGGUUAGCCUUCAUUAUGGUAUCAUGUGCCUGAAAAGACUGAACUAUGACAGGAAGGAUCUGGAGAGGAGGCGAGAGGAGAGCCAAAAUCAAAUUAAAGAUGUCAUGGUCUGGUCCAAUGAGCGUGUAAUGUGCUGGGUUCAGUCUAUAGGACUGAAGGAAUAUGCUAAUAACUUGCAUGAGAGUGGAGUACAUGGAGCCCUUAUUGCGUUAGAUGACACAUUUGACUUUAACGAUCUAGGGUUGCUGCUACAGAUCCCAACGCAGAACACACAGGCUCGACAAGUGCUGGAAAAGGAGUUCAGUAGUCUCAUUUCGAUGGGGACAGAGCGGCGACUGGAUGAGGUCAGCAAUGCACAACUG